Rhododendron vialii is the source of this 1849-nucleotide messenger RNA. Its product is annotated as zinc finger protein MAGPIE. Gene Ontology annotation, cellular component: nucleus. NCBI's taxonomy places the organism in Eukaryota, Viridiplantae, Streptophyta, Magnoliopsida, Ericales, Ericaceae. Gene Ontology annotation, molecular function: DNA-binding transcription factor activity. The record is from RefSeq and is a predicted model, not a curated record. The transcript is spliced from 3 exons. Bases 310 to 1587 code for a protein of 425 amino acids.
CCCCCCUCCAACUUCCACUUUUCACCGCCUCCCCCAAACCAUCAUUAUUAUAUUCUCAGUCCAACUAAAAGCAGUUAAAAAAGACUGCAAAGACAUACAAGGAGAGAGAGAGAGAGAGAGAGAGAUCUACUCCUUGAGCAGCUGAGCUCUUGUUAUUAAGGCACUCAUUCUCUGGUGUUUUCUCUUAGUUCCAUCUCUAAUACUCCCCUUUUAUUGAAGAGAGAGAGAGAGAGAGAGAGAGAGAGAGAUCAGUUGAUUCCAAACUUUGAAGAAAAAGAGGUGACCGAACUUUGAAGAAAAAGAGGUGACAUGUUUGAAAAAAUGGUAGACGAAGAAAUCUCAAAUGGUUUUACUCAAAACCCAAGUGGUGGAUCCAAUCCUCCCCCUCUAAGGAAGAAGAGAAAUCUCCCUGGAAAUCCAGAUCCUGAGGCCGAAGUCAUCGCGCUGUCCCCCAAAACCCUAAUGGCGACCAACCGGUUCUUGUGCGAGAUAUGCGGGAAAGGUUUCCAAAGGGAUCAAAACUUGCAGCUGCACAGGCGCGGGCAUAACCUGCCGUGGAAGCUGAAGCAAAGGACCAGCAAGGAAAUCCGGAAGCGCGUCUACGUCUGCCCCGAGAAGACUUGCGUCCACAACCACCCUUCCAGGGCGCUCGGCGACCUGACCGGGAUAAAGAAGCACUUCUGCAGGAAGCACGGCGAGAAGAAGUGGAAGUGCGACAAGUGCGCGAAGCGAUACGCCGUGCAGUCGGACUGGAAGGCUCACUCGAAAACUUGUGGCACUCGGGAGUACAAGUGCGACUGUGGUACUAUAUUUUCGAGGAGAGAUAGCUUCAUCACCCACAGGGCCUUCUGUGAUGCCUUAGCAGAAGAAUCAGCAAGAGUCGCGGCGGCAUCAAACAUCAACACCCCAAUGGCCACUCCCAACAACAUCAGUUACCAUUUCAUCGGAGCCCAAAUUGGCGGCCCGACGAUGCCCCAGAACUUCUCUCCCAUUUUCAUUCCAACCUCAACGAAAAACGACGAAAAUCUCACUCCGAACAAGCCGUUACCGCUCCCUCUUUGGAUUGGGAAUACUGAUUUCCAACAGGUUCACCAACUAGGCGAUCCACUGCAGGUUCAGUGUUCGAAUCCCCCACCAUCCGAUUACCAAAUGAAUUGGGUGUUUGGAAACAAGAUCGGUUCGGGCAAUACCGAUGAAAUGACGAGCAUUUCGAUUCCUUCCUUGUAUGGAAUUGGAAUCCAUCACCAGCCUCAGCAAAUGGCUUCCACAAAUACUUCUGCAACGGCUCUGUUACAGAAGGCUGCACAAAUUGGUGCAACUUCCAGUUAUAAUCAUCAAGGGCAAGAUGGGAACAAGUUUUGUGGACUAAUGUAUGGUGCAAACCCAAGCAUAACAGGCAGCAUUGGAAGUGAGGUGGAGAGCGGAGGAAAUGAUCUCUCUGGUUAUAAUCAGUUCCAGAUGUACCCCUCGAAGCGCCGGAACAUACAUAAGGAAGAGAGCGUUGCUGCUGGAGGGCAAACUAGGGAUUUCUUGGGCGUUGGCGUGCAAUCCCUCUGCCACCCUUCUUCCGUCAACGGGUGGAUUUGAUCGCGUUCGAAUUCUCUUUAACAAAUUUACGAGAUCACAGAACCGCCAAGUAAAUUGCAUGGAUGUCACGAUUUAAAGGUAGUGCCCGGUGAGACCUACUUUUGCAAAAUUGCGAACUUCCAUACACUUUCCGUUGACCGGUUCUGUGACUUGUUCAUGUGGUCGUAGAAUAAUUACUCAAUUGGAAUUCAUGCACUCAAGAAAUUAAAGCAAGGUGGAUACUAAAGAGUUAGUAAAUGAAGAACUUUGCAGAUGGGAAAAA